GGGGGGGAAGCCCCUCUUCGGCAUCGGCAUCGAGAACUUCAUCACCUUGAUCGUCUUCGGCUUGAUCUUCGCCCUGGGGGUGCUGGGCAACUCGCUAGUCAUCACGGUGCUGGCGAGGAGCAAGCCAGGCAAACGCCGGAGCACCACCAACAUCUUCAUCCUCAACCUGAGCAUUGCCGACCUGGCCUACCUGCUCUUCUGCAUCCCCUUCCAGGCCACUGUCUACGUGCUCCCCACCUGGGUGCUGGGAGCCUUCAUCUGCAAGUUCAUCCACUACUUCUUCACCGUCUCCAUGCUGGUGAGCAUCUUCACGCUCUCAGCCAUGUCCGUGGACCGCUACGUGGCCAUCGUGCACUCCCGACGCUCGUCAGCCCUGCGCAUUUCCCGCAACGCGCUGCUGGGUGUGGGGCUCAUCUGGGCACUCUCCUUCGCCAUGGCUUCACCUGUGGCUCACCACCAGCGCCUCUUCCACCGUGAGGCUAGCAACCAGACCUUUUGCUGGGAGUACUGGCCCAACCCACGCCACAAGAAGGUCUAUGUAGUUUGCACUUUCAUCUUUGGGUAUCUGCUCCCACUGCUACUCAUCUCCUUCUGCUAUGCCAAGGUUCUUAAUCAUCUGCAUAAGAAGUUGAGAAACAUGUCAAAGAAGUCAGAAGCGUCCAAGAAAAAGACAGCACAGACUGUGUUGGUGGUGGUGGUGGUUUUUGGCAUCUCCUGGCUGCCGCAUCAUGUGAUUCAUCUCUGGGCUGAAUUUGGAGUUUUCCCACUGACUCAAGCCUCCUUUCUCUUCAGAAUAACUGCACACUGCCUGGCUUACAGCAAUUCUUCUGUGAACCCGAUUAUAUAUGCAUUCCUCUCUGAAAAUUUUAGGAAGGCCUACAAACAAGUCUUCAAAUGCCAGAUAGGUAACGAGUCUCCUCUGAAAGACGUUAAGGAAAAUAAAAGUCGGGUAGAUACACCACCAUCUACCAACUGUACACAUGUGUGAACUCUGAAAAGUUCUGUAUGCUG
Molecule: messenger RNA, 1011 nt
Organism: Apaloderma vittatum (bar-tailed trogon)
Lineage: Eukaryota; Metazoa; Chordata; Aves; Trogoniformes; Trogonidae
Gene: GALR1
Product: galanin receptor 1
Exons: 3
Coding region: 293-988 (231 amino acids)
Biological process (GO): G protein-coupled receptor signaling pathway; positive regulation of cytosolic calcium ion concentration; negative regulation of adenylate cyclase activity
Cellular component (GO): membrane
Molecular function (GO): galanin receptor activity
Source: RefSeq, a predicted model, not a curated record